ACACCUGCGUGCCUGCUUGGCAGGCAGCUGCUCCUGCAACUUUGAAUUCUCUUCUUCUUUGUUCAGUACAGACAACCAUGAGUGAUCGAAAGGCAGUGAUCAAGAAUGCGGACAUGUCAGAAGAGAUGCAGCAAGACUCUGUGGAGUGUGCUACUCAGGCCUUAGCACAGUGUGGGAUGGGCAGAAUGAAAACCUUUUGUCAGUGAUGAUGUGAAUGAUGUCUAUGAGUGCUUGGCAGGUGAUCCUGGCAGGCCGGUGCUCCAGCAGCUUUGAAGGCUUUCCUUUGUUCAUUGCAGGUAGCCAUGGGUGAUCAGAUGGUUGUGGUAAAGGAUACAGAUGUGUCUGAAGAGAUGCAGCAGGAUGCUGUGGAGUGUGCCAUUCAGUCUCUGGAGGAAUGCAACACUGAAUGUGACGUUGCAGCUCAUGUAAAGAGAAUAAGUGUUUGCUCAUAAUGUCUUCCUACUGAAUGCUAUCUUCAAAAAUCAAGGAAAAAAUAUCGGUGGAUGGAAAGAAUGCGAGUGGAUCCAAACAGCGUUAUAAUCGUAAAAGAGAGACUUCAUAUUCAAGAAAUGAGAACUUUUCCAGUCAGUCCCGUCGCUCCAAUUCACAGAAAAGCAAAGCUUUUAACAAGAUGCCCCCUCAAAGGGGAGGUAGCGGUGGAGGUGGCAGACUUUUUAGCUCUUGUAAUGGUGGAAGACGAGAUGAGGUAGCAGAGGCUCAGCGGGCAGAGUUCAGCCCUGCCCAGUUCUCUGGUCCCAAGAAGAUUAAUCUGAACCACUUACUGAACUUCACUUUUGAACCCCGUGGCCAAGCAGGCCAUUUUGAUGGGAGUGGACAUGGCAACUGGGGGAAAAGGAACAAGUGGGGACAUAAGCCUUUCAACAAGGAGCUCUUCCUACAGGCCAACUGCCAGUUUGUUGUCUCUGAAGAACAGGACUACACAGUCCACUUUGCUGAUCCAGAUACCUUGGUCAACUGGGACUUUGUGGAGCAAGUGCGAAUUUGUAGCCAUGAAGUGCCCUCUUGCCCAAUAUGUCUGUACCCACCAACCGCAGCAAAGAUCACCCGCUGUGGGCAUAUCUUUUGUUGGGCGUGUAUCCUUCACUAUCUCUCCCUGAGCGAAAAGACCUGGAGUAAAUGUCCUAUUUGUUAUGGCUCUGUUCACAAGAAGGAUCUCAAGAGCGUUGUUGCUAUGGAAACACGUCAAUAUGCAAUUGGUGAUACCAUUACGAUGCAACUUAUGAGGAGAGAGAAAGGUGUUCUGAUAGCACUGCCCAAAUCUCAGUGGAUGAAUGUGGUGCAGCCUGUUUACAUCGGAGAUGACCAGCACAGUCAGUAUUCAAAGCUGCUUCUGGCAUCCAGGGAGCAAGUCCUGCAGAUGGUGAUUCUGGAGGAGAAAGCGGCAUUACUAAAACAGUAUGAGGAAGAAAAACACACCCCAGAAGCUUGCUUUAUUGAGGCAGCUAUCCAGGAACUAAAGGAGCGAGAAACAGCACUCUCUGCUGACCAGGAUAAAAACAAUGCCAUUGCUGGAAUCAGCGCAGCUGUGGAAGAAUUGGUCCUAAAAAGCUCCAAGGCUGUGGAGCCUGCAGUUUCCCAGGAGAAAAAGUGUGGUGUGGAAUAUCUCUCUGCAUUUGAUGAGGAGCUUGUGGAGCCUUGCUCUGAUCUGGCACGUUCCUUUUCGCCUCCUGUGGAAGCAGAAGAGGCAGUGCUGGAUGAAGAGGAAGUACCUGAGGUGGACACCGUAGGGGAACUUGAUAUGAACACUACAGAAGAAUCAAAUCCAUCUGAAACAAGCUACCAAGAAUCUAAAGAUACAGUUAGCAGCGGACAUGUUAGCAACUCUCCUUUUUACUAUUUCUAUCAAGCUGAGGAUGGACAGUGUAUGUAUCUUCACCCUGUGAACGUUCGAUGUCUUGUUCGUGAAUACGGUAGCUUGGAGAAGAGUCCAGAGAAGAUAACUGCAGCUGUAGUUGAGAUAACUGGCUACUCAAUGACAGAGGAUAUAAGACAGCGUCAUCGCUACCUCUGUCACUUGCCCCUCACCUGUGAGUUCAGCAUUUGUGAGCUGGCUCUGAAGCCACCCGUCAUCUCUAAGGAGACUUUAGAGUUAUUUUCAGAUGACCUUGAAAAGAGGAAACGUCUACGGCAGAAGAAAGCUCGUGAUGAACGACGACGUGAACGCAGAAUUGAGAUAGAAGAAAACAAGAAACAGGGCAAAUAUCCAGAGGUCCAUAUUGCUUUAGAGAAUCUGCAGCAGUUCCCUGCUUUUACCUCUUGCCCUGGAGAAACUACCAGCAUUGAUCAUCAGAGCUUCUGUCUGUCUCCUCUUGGCAGAAGCCCUGUGUUCCAGACAGAGUCUAUUCCAACUCCGCUGUCACCUGCUGCCAGCCAGGUUAGCCCAUUGCUCUGUGGGAGUUUAGAAGAGGAGUCUCCCUUCCCUUCCUUUGCCCAGAUGUUGAGAGUUGGAAAGGCAAAACCAGAAACAUGGCCCAAAACAGCUCCAAAGACAAGAGGCCCUUUCCUUCUUUCAGAUGAGAACACUCUGGCACUCCCUGUGCCAGUGGAUAGUGAUGGAGAAAGUGACAGCUCUGACCGCAUACCUGUGCCCAGCUUCCAGAAUUCCUUCAGUCAAGCUAUUGAGGCAGCCCUCCUGAAACUGGACAAACCGUCCACAGCUGAUCAUUUAUCAGAGGAAAAGGGAGGCAAGAAAAGAAAGAAACAGAAGCAGAAGCUAUUGUUCAGCACCUCUGUUGUUCACACAAAGUGAUUCUGCUAUUCAAGAGAAGUUCCCUCUCCUGGUUUUCUUUUCAUUUUGCUUUGUUUUGCUGCUAUAGUUUUAAGUAUUUAAAUUUGAACAGACUAAACUUGUGUUUCCAGGGCUUCUAGGGGGUUCAGGAGGAAACCAUGACAGUUACAUGUUGAAAUAAGAUCUUCUGAUUCCAACUGCUUAAUCAGUUUAUACUGAAACAAAGUUUUGAAAGAAACAACCCAGAGACAAAUCAGCCAAGGCUUCUAGUCUGUGCAAAGUCUGUUCUUUUGGCCUAAAUAAGCAGUAUGAAAGUCUUUACUGCUGAGUGGCACUGCCAGAAUACUGCAAUAUUACCUAAGUGAAGAGGCAGAGAGCCUUUAUUUCUCUAGAAGUAUUCACAGGCAGAAGUCCAUCUGACUGACAGUAGUGCUGUUUCAGUAAAGCUGUUGAACUGCUCUCUUGAGAAACUGGUUUCCGCUGGACUGGAGAUGGGCAAAAGAGCUUCCUGGCUUUAGAGUGUUAGCUGCUAUAUCUGUUCUUUUUCUAAAGAGCAAGAAUUCCUCCUGUUCUCCUGGCUUGGAAAGAUUUAAAGCUGAGGUGAGUGUAAAGCAGAACUUGGCUACUUGGUUUUGAAGUGACUCUUGCUGAAUUUGUGUAUUUCAAAAUGCGUACUGGCACUAGUGGUAGAAGGAACCUCCUGGCUUCUCUCAGUUGUUCAACUCUGUUUUAAUGUGGGUGAGUGAGGCUGCUAAUUUUGGUUUGUGUUUUUUUUUUUUUUCCCAACCAUGGUCUACACAUUCUGUGUAACCUGAUCAUCUAGAAUAAACACUCCACCCUAGGGCUCUUGGUUACUACCUGAAUAUUUUGACAGUGGCUGCUCUUGAAUUGGAAGAACAACUGAUAGCUGGAGUCUCUAGAUAACUUUUAUCCCCCAGCAAGAAACCGGGGUCUCUUGUACUGCGAUAAGGGCCUGUAUCUGCUUGGUUCUGGGACGUAAGUUGAUCUGCACUAAGCACCUGGAGCUAUAAACGUGCCUCUUCUGGACCCCUCCCCGCUCUUUCUUUGGGUGGUCACAUUCUGCACUGCUUGUGGUUUGAUUUGAGCUAAUGAGUUAAGUGGUGUGGAUUUUGUUGAAUAAAAUGAACUAUAGGUGUAAUGUACCAGUCAAGGCCAACAGUUGCAAUAAAUCAUACGCACACACA
Messenger RNA from Egretta garzetta (little egret), 3954 nucleotides. It is a transcript of the gene RNF10, whose product is annotated as ring finger protein 10. Gene Ontology annotation, molecular function: transcription cis-regulatory region binding. Gene Ontology annotation, biological process: positive regulation of myelination; positive regulation of transcription by RNA polymerase II. The transcript is spliced from 17 exons. The record is from RefSeq and is a predicted model, not a curated record. The coding region runs from base 467 to 2770 and encodes 767 amino acids. NCBI's taxonomy places the organism in Eukaryota, Metazoa, Chordata, Aves, Pelecaniformes, Ardeidae.